AAAUGAAGAAAAAUAAUGUAAAGUGAUUCGUAUAAUAAUUUACAAUAUUUAAUAAUUAAAGUUGCUUAUAGUAUAUACAUUUUAUGGUGUUUUAACCAUUGCACUUUUGAAAUUGAUGUUGUGUAUACCAAUUUUCUUACAGGAAUUAGUAUACAAUACAAAUUAAUCUAAAAGUAGAGAAAGAAUACAAAGAAAUUUGAAACGUAUUUUUUUCAUAAAUUUAACCGUUCGAGAUGACCGUUUACAAAAUUUCCAGAUUUAUUCAGCAUGUGAGAAGAAACUCUUACGAAUGUUGUACAGAUAUGUAUACAAAAGGAUUUCUGAAGAUUUCGAUAAAGCAAAAAUUCUCAAGAAGACAUGCAUCGAAUACAAGUACAACGCAACAUAAAGUUAACCCUUGGUAUUCGUUUGUUAAAUGGGAAUGGGGUAUUCCUACCGGAGUUGGAAUAUCAUUACUUGCGAUAUUGCAAUGGAAGCAUUUGAAAAAGUAUCCAUAUGCGAAAGAAGACAGCAAUGUGUAUGAGCCAAUUAAUGUUUUUGUGGUAAACUGUUACUAUUAUCUACCACUUCGGAUAAUAAGUAGAAUAUGGGGCUGGAUAGCAAGUUUGAAAUUACCUGUUGUUUUAAGACCAACUUUAUAUGGAUUUUACGCUAAGACUUUUGAUGCUAAUUUAGAUGAAGUUGAUUUAGAUCUGUCAGAUUUCCCAAGUCUUGUUGAUUUUUUUGUUAGACCUCUUAAACCUAAUGCAAGACCUAUUGAUCAUAAUACAAAUAUGGUUUCACCUUCUGAUGGAACUGUAUUACAUUUUGGACCAGUAACGUCUUGUCAUGUGGAGCAAGUGAAGGGUAUCACUUACAAUCUUAGACAUUUCUUAGGUGAUAUACGCUUGCCUGUCUCUGAUCAACCACAGAAAUUUACAAAAGAAGAUGACAAUGCUUAUGUGAAGUCUCUUCUGAAAAAUCCAGUAAACCAGCUUUAUCAAUUAGUAGUAUAUCUAGCUCCAGGAGAUUAUCAUAGAUUUCAUAGUCCAACAGAUUGGGAAAUAGAGUUUCGUAGACACUUUCAAGGAAAACUGUUGAGCGUCAAUCCAAAAAUAGCCCAAUAUUUACCAGAUUUAUUCUCAUUAAACGAACGUGUGGUGUAUAUUGGAAAGUGGACUGGUGGUUUUAUGGCCUAUACCGCUGUUGGAGCCACUAAUGUAGGUUCCAUAAAAGUUUACUGUGAUAAAGAUCUACAUACAAAUACCAUUAAGUGGCCUGAAGUGAAACACUGGAAAGAUGCUACUUUAGACUGUGCACGUAUCAGCAAGGGAGAAUUAUUUGGUGAAUUUAGAAUGGGAUCCACUGUCGUGUUGCUAUUCGAAGGCCCAAAAGACUUCAAGUUUUGCAUAAAAGCAGGACAGACAAUUAAAGUAGGUCAAGCUUUAACCGAGUGUGCAGUUAGAACUGAAGAGAAACAACAUAAACAUUCAUUAUGACAAUUAAUACCUCUGGUCGCACUUGAUUGGAAAUACGUUUGGCGAAUAAAUACAUAACCCUUUAAAAAUGAUUUACCGAUCUCAUUUGUACUGAUGAAAUUUAUAAAAGACUUAUAAAGACUUAUCCUCGAUGGUAUUGUUACUGUAAAUACGACUUUUAUGCGAAAUGAUUACAACUAGUAUUAAAUUGAAAAUUCCAAAUAAAUCACUAAAUUUUAAAGAAUUUGAAUUCUUUGGAAUUUUUACAGAUUUUAUGAAUGUAACGAAAGUAAUAGAUCGUUAUAGAACGUUGUCACUUAGCGUUUGAAGAAUCAAAAAUAUUUUUAUUAACUAUACACAAACAGACACCCAGUUACUACAAAAAGCGACAAUACAUUGCACAUUUUAAGUUUUUGCGUGUUAGAAGUGAUGUAAAGUUACUACUAAUACAAAACAUCGCAUUUAACAAUCACCACUACUAGUAAUAUUUGUGGAUGACCACUUGACUCGUCGUUGACGUGAUUCACUGAUAAUGUGUAUCACAAAUGUAAUCCUAUAAUGUACAUUAGUUUAUGUGUAUAUACAGAACUCAGUUCUUUAAAUUUUGCAAGAAUGAUUUUGUAUAUGAACCUGACAUGUAACGAAGAAGAAAAAUAAAUCGUAUUUGUGC
Hylaeus anthracinus is the source of this 2127-nucleotide messenger RNA. RefSeq names its product phosphatidylserine decarboxylase proenzyme, mitochondrial (gene Pisd). Gene Ontology annotation, molecular function: phosphatidylserine decarboxylase activity. The coding region runs from base 234 to 1478 and encodes 414 amino acids. NCBI's taxonomy places the organism in Eukaryota, Metazoa, Arthropoda, Insecta, Hymenoptera, Colletidae. The record is from RefSeq and is a predicted model, not a curated record. Gene Ontology annotation, biological process: phosphatidylethanolamine biosynthetic process. Gene Ontology annotation, cellular component: mitochondrion. The transcript has 5 exons.